This is a messenger RNA of Nerophis lumbriciformis (worm pipefish), 888 nucleotides long. NCBI's taxonomy places the organism in Eukaryota, Metazoa, Chordata, Actinopteri, Syngnathiformes, Syngnathidae. The record is from RefSeq and is a predicted model, not a curated record.
CAGCCGCCCUAGCAGGUGGAACAGGUUGAUCCUGACGAGGUAGACACGCCCACUUUCUGGUCUGUGAGCUGUGGAUAAAGAACCUCACCUGUCGGAACGCAAACAAGCACACACACAAAGACGCUCAAGAUGGAUAAAAUGGCAUCAUUUCUCGGAGACAAAGCUGGUGACUUUGUGGAAGGCAUGGUGAAGAACGCCCUUGGUGUAGAGGACAAGGACAAAGACAAGGACAGAGGGGGAGGGGGCUUUAUGUCCAUGUUUGGAGGAGGCAGGAGGGAUGACGACCGGAGGGAUGACGACAGGGACAAGAAGAAAGACGACGACGACGACAAGGGAAGCUUCUUCUCCAAAUUUCUUGACCGAGACGACGAUGACAGGAAGCAGAAGCCAUCAGGCUUUCAUGGACUGUUCAACGAGCAGGACGGCCAGAGAGGACCAGGCGGAGGACCAGGCGCCGGUCUAAGUGGCGGAGGACCAGGCGCCGGUCUAAGUGGCGGAGGACCAGGCGCCGGUCUAAGUGGCGGAGGACCAGGCGCCGGUCUAAGUGGCGGAGGACCAGGCGCCGGACUAAGUGACGGAGAUCUGUUUGACGACCUGAUGAGCGUGGCAGAAGAAACCUCCAAUAAAUAACCGUCUCCAGCUGACUGAAAAGCACAUAUCCUUGGACAGACUUCUUCUUCGUGUGGUCUUUGACAGUCCAGCUAAGCUGCGCUAAAAAUAACACAAUUGACCACCAUAGGGUAUCCUAUCGAGACAUUGUAGCUUAGCAUAGAGUAAAAGUGCCUCAGCUUUGAUGUUUUUUUUACAUCUGGACACUGACGGAUCAAUUUGAAUGUUAUACUUUUGUAAAUGAUGGAAUUCUAAAUAUAGUGCACACAUUUAAAACUU